This is a messenger RNA of Bursaphelenchus xylophilus (pine wood nematode), 633 nucleotides long. NCBI's taxonomy places the organism in Eukaryota, Metazoa, Nematoda, Chromadorea, Rhabditida, Aphelenchoididae. The record is from the annotation of a GenBank genome assembly.
AUGAAUAACAUCAAGCCGCUGGGAUUCCUCUCCGGUUCGCCGGGAACCGCCCUCGACCGUUUCUAUCGGAACCCAAGUGAUGAGGAGGAGAGGAUGUUCAAUUUGGUCAACAUUAGACAUCUGUUCGAUAACUCCCAAGACUCUGGACUCGGUGAGGAAAUGAAAGCGUCGAGGAAAAGAUCUACAUCCAUCUGGAGCACGGAUGGAGAAGGUGGGGAGUCGGACAAUGUAAGUGAUUUUUUGGAUAAAGUUAUUCGACCGGGAGCUUGUUUUAGAGGAAUUUUUGAGGGACUUUGCUCAUUUAUGUCAUGGAUAAUAUAAAAUUUGAUACGAAACGAGUUCAAUCAAGUGUAACAUAAAUUUCAGUCGCUUUCCUGCUCUCCGGCCUCGGUGAACGAGACUCUAUCGGCUCCUCAGCCGUCCAGACAGCCGAUCAGUCUUCAGAAUCCCGAGCUCCGUCGUCUCUAUCCGGAUGUUGUGAAGACUUCCUCGGAUCCCAUCUUUCCCAAGGCGGAAGAACAGUUCUCGUCUCUUCACAACCCCGAUCUCAACCGUUUCUACUCUCCACCCAACAUCCAUGAGGCCAGAAAGUUCAAACUUGAUGGUCUGGCGUCGCUUUUCGCCCAAGAAUAA